GUUUAUUUACUGAUAAACCAGAAAAAACACCAACAACAUUUGCAGAACUUUGGAAUUCGUACUGAAGGGUGCAAGACCAUUAAGCUCAAAUAUGUCAGACCAGUCAAGGAAUUCGUGGAUUAAACAAGAUAAUCCAAGGCUAGUGUCUGCUCGACAGAAAGACAUUUACGAAGAUAUUUUGGAGGACAGAAGACAUUCAAGUGAUGUUGUUUGGUCAUUCAGGACGAGAGAAGAACCAAAGUACAAAUACAACAAACCAAGAACUCCCGAUGAGAUCAGAAAACAUGUUAUGCACAGUGAUCGUGUCAAAUAUGCCGUUGAAAAGGUUUGUUCAGAAAGUGGAUUACCCAUUGAAGAGGUAUGGAAGCAAGCAGAAGAAGUAAUGCAGGAAAUGUCCCACAAUCUGAGCAUGGGAGCCAUUCGAGGAUUUGCAAUGUUUCUUGUCAAAGUUUUAAAAUCACUGUUUAAAAGAGUUUAUGUCAAUACAGAAGGAAUACAAAAGGUCAGAGAGAUGUUAGUAGAAUACCCAGUAUUAUUGAUGCCUAGUCAUAGAAGUUAUUUUGACUUUCUUUUGAUGUCAUAUGUGUUCUAUUCCUAUGAUCUUCCACUGCCUGUAAUUGCUGCUGCUAUGGAUUUUAUGGGUAUGAAAUUUUUUGGAUGGCUGUUGAGAAACAGCGGUGCAUUUUAUAUUCGGAGAAGUUUUGGAGAUGACAUGUUAUACUGGGCAGUAUUUACAGAAUAUGUCCAGUCUCAGUUGGUUAAUGGAGAUCAUCCUAUAGAGUUUUAUGUUGAGGGAACCAGAAGCAGAACGUCAAAGUCAUAUGCUCCAAAAUUUGGAAUGUUAUCUGCGUCAUUAGAACCCUAUUUUAAAGCCCACAUUCCAGACAUCAUGGUUAUACCUAUAAGUAUUAGUUAUGACAAGAUUUUAGAGGAAACUUUAUAUGCUUACGAAAUAUUAGGUGUUCCCAAGCCUAAAGAGUCUACGUCUGGUUUAUUCAAAGCUAGAAAUUUACUUUCUGAAGAUUUUGGAAAUGUACAUGUUCAUUUUGGUGAGCCGCUGUCAAUUAGAAAAUAUACAGAUGGAAAAGUGGAUAGGAGUGUUCAUAGUUUAGCACCCAGGUAUAUUGCUAGCCUUUCAGAUGAUGAAAAUAAACUUAUACAAAAUUUAGGGUAUAAAGUACUGUUACUCCAUCAAGAACAUAUGGUUAUCUCCCCUUGGUCAUUAAUGGCUGCUGUCCUUGUACAGAAUAAAGAUGGUAUUAAAAUCAAACAGCUUGUCAAGGAAGUGGAAUGGAUAAAAAGGCAGGCCACUAACCUGGGAGCUUAUAUUGACUGGCCAGGUAAUGAGUCGGCUGAUGCAGUCAUAAGAAGUACCUUAGCUUUACAUAAAAACAUUGCUGAAGUAGAUAAUGAAGACGUAGUCCAUCUUCUGGAGAUUCAGCAUCCGACCAGAGGCAGCCAAGAUGAACUGAUGCAAGCUGCUGCUCAACAUUUAAUAAUAACACUUUAUAAAAAUCAAUUAAUGCAUAUAUUUGUAAGAGUUUCCAUGGUUACGUUAUCUAUUAAUUCAUGUACAGAAGAAACAAUGUCUAUGAAUGAACUUUACAGUAAAUAUGAGUUUUUAGAACAUCUUCUUAACAGAGAUUUUAUCUUUAUGCCAGGCUGUACAAAACAAGAUUUUGAGAAUGCAAUGUUGACAUUAACACAUAACUGUGGAGUGGUUGUAGAAGAUGAUUUAUUACAAGUUAAAAAAUCUACAAAUAAAUAUACAACAUUCUUUAGUCAGAUGUUUGAACCAUUCUUACUUGGAUAUUGGAUUGCCUCUAAGUAUAUGUUGUCAAUGCACAAUGAUGCUCAUGGUAAACCUUUAGCCAAGCCUCCUAAGUCAAUCAUGAAGGAAUCACAGAUCCUGGGGUCCAGACUAUUGAGAGAGGGACAAAUCAGACAUCUGGAAGUUCUGUCCUUAGAUUUACUCAGUAAUGGAAUACACUCCUUACAUCAAAUGGGUGCAGUAAGGAAAGAAAAAAGAGAUAACCAGACAUAUAUGUUCCCAAACACAGUCAAACUUACAGCUGUUUGUUCAGAAAUAGAGAAAUAUAUAGACGUUCCCAAUAUUCCAGAGGCCAUCAUCAAUGUGUCAUCCAAAACAGUCACCAUCAAUGCCAAGUUAUAAUCAUUCAAAGACCAUCGUCUGUGUGUCACCCAAAACUGUCACCAUCAAUGCCAAGUAAUAAUCAUCAUAUGUGCAUUGUCCCAAUGCCAAGUAAUAAUCAUUCAAAGACCAUCGUCUGUGUGUCACCCAAAACUGUCACCAUCAAUGCCAAGUUAUAAUCAUCAUAUGUGCAUUGUCCCAAACAGUUUCCAUAAGUAGAAAGUUAUAAUGAUAUUAAUAUCCAUCAUAUGUGGUCCUUCAAAAGACAUCACCAAUAUUAGCAUCAAGUUACAAUAAGGAAAAAAAACAUUAUAAUCUCAUGUUACAUACUUAUACUGUAAGGUGAACAAUUUUCGUGAGGCUUAUAGUUUCUCUUAUUUUUGCCAAAUUAAUAAAAGCAAAAAUUUCCUUGUCAUAUAUGAUAAUUAUAAAACAAUUCAUAAUUAAGGUGGUACAUAACACUACAGGGAGAUAACUCUGUAAAAAUAAGCUGAACGUUUUAAUCACGUUCUAUAGUUAAGGAAAUAUUAAGCUUCUCAAUUAUCAAAAUUAGUGUUUGUCAAACUGCUAUAUAUCCAAUGAAAUUUUUCCGAUAAAGCGUGUGGUUCAAGUUUUUUGAAAUUUUUAUAUUUUUGUCCAAGGGUCAAAGUAAAUAUUUUGUCAAAAUUUUAUGAAAAUUAAACGAGCCAAAUUAAUUUUAGUCAAGGUAUUUGGUACCACCUUAAGGACAAGAACAAUUUGAAAGUAAAAAUGAUUGCAACUAAAAAUUAAAUGGUUUUUAAAGUGGUUUAUUUUUGGAAUUUUGAAGGCCAAACAUUUUACAGAUUUUUUUUUUGUGCUUUUCUUCUCUUUAAUUUUGAUUUUCCUUAAAUAUCAAAUUUAUGUGUGGGAUAUUUUCACGAUUUUUAUUUUUGUGAAAUAAGUGAAAAUAAACCUCAUCCUUAAAAUGUUCAUGUUGCAUUAUGCCGCCAUUAUUCAUAAGCUCUAAAUAGCCCAAGACCAAGAAAGGUUGUGAAUAAAUUAAAUCACUGUAAAUUGAUUAAGAAUGCUUUGUAAGAAGAAAAUAAAAGGUAGAUGUGUAACGCAUAGUAUCAAUACUUUCUUUUGUUGAUGUUCAGUGACAUUCAUUCUAUAUAAAGUCAAUUGCUAGUAUAUUUUUGUUGAAGCUUGUCUGUGAUAAAUUGUAAUAAGUGUGUCUACUCUUGUUUGCUGUCAUUAUUAUUUGUAAAAACAUUGUUUUUUGUUAUGAUAACUAAUCCUGAGUUUUGUUUUAUGAAAUUUAUUUGUUAUUUUUAGGGUUCUUUUCACAAAUAUUAAGUCAGAUUUAUUUCUGUUAUUUUCUAAAUUGUUAUUUAUUGAAUUUUUUAAGAUGAUAUUCAUUCAAGGAUACAUUUAAGCCUGCACGUCUUAAAAACAGAUGUUCAUUAGUGCAAUACUCAUAUAUCCAUGAACACAACUUAAACUUCUAGACCCUGAAGGGACAUCUGUGCUAGUGAUUAAAGAUUCCACAAUAUACAAUGUAACACUGUAUUCUAAAUAUCCAUAAUUUUCUAGUUAUUAGUUUUCUAUUCUAUUUUCUUAAACAUGCUUCCAUUUGUACAAGAAAAUUGUAGAAUAUUCAUAUUUUGCCUCUAAACCUUUAGGCUUCUUCAUAUAAUGACCUCUUUCCUUCACAUCCACUAGAUGUGUGGAUAAGACAGUUAGACUUCAUUAUAUUUUUAAAGCUAGCUUGCUAUUCUGGUUUAUAAUGAACUCUUUAUAACUCCAAUAAAUGUUGAAUCAGUCCUUCCAUAUUAGUCCAGUCAAUCUGUAGAAAACAUAAAAGAAAUUUCAACAGAAUUUUUUUCUGUUUUUUUCUAUAAUGUAAAGCAUGUAGGUAAUAUAUAUAAAAGUUCACCAAAAUCUGAUUGGUAGAAAUGAUUCAAUAAGGUGAUUAAAAAUGUUCAACUGAGAUCUCACCAUAAAUACCGCUAAUGACAGUCCUUAAAUGAUAAGGUUACAAAAAGUUUGAAGGCUGCUGUCCUGUUAAACACAUUGUUAAUGUUUAUUGGAAAAGUAUGUCUUAAAAUGAUGAAAGGAUACAAACUUUUGACUUAGAUAAUAAAAGUAUUUUUGUCAUGAGAGAUUUGUUUCAAUUAACUUUACAUUUAACAAAUUUUCUGGUUUCCUGUAUUUAGAGAUAUUUUGAUAAAAAUUUAGUUUUUGACUCCAAAUUCUUAUUUCUGAUCAUGACACUUUACCAGUUUCCUUGCACAAUCAGGUUUGUAAUGUUUCAAGUAGAACCACUUCUAAAUGAAUGGGCCAUAAGGAGUCUCCCAUUUCCUGCUCGGAAGUUUUUUGGAAUUGAUAUAUUUGUUAUUUUAUGAAUAGUAUUAAUACCCUGAAGCCAUGAAAUCUUGAAUUUUUUUCCUGGACCUUUUCUGGGUCCUUCUUGUAAGAAGAAUGGUCGUGACUUUUGUUAACAAUGGGAGAAAACACUCUCAAGGUGGGGGCUGAAUAUAUUUAGCUUUUCCUCCCUGGCUGGUCCUAACUGGACAAAGAAUACUCAUCAUUCAAAGCAAAAUAGCUUCUUCAUUUCUUUAUCAUUGUCUGAGUCAGAUUUAUCUGAAAUAUGUUUGCUCAUGUUUUGAGCUCUUACAAUUAGUAAAUUUGUAAAUUAAAGUAAACUGUGUCAGUUUUACUUUACAGAACCCAAACGUCAGAUAGAAAACUAAAAUACUAAAAUACAAAGUCUAUUUUCAAAAUUUUGUAACCAUCCACUGGAUAUGUCAUAUACCUUGUCGUUACUUUUAAUUGUGCAGCCUUCAUAAUAAAAAAAUUCUGUAAGUCUCUAUUACAAGCUUUAUACCAAUAGUGGUCAUUCAAAAAACUGGAAAGAAAAAGAGUGCAGCCUGGCAAGUGUAAAAAGUUCAUUAUUAUUAACCAGAAAAACUGGUUGGCUUUUUAAAUUUAAUGUACUAGAUUUGUGAAGAUCAGUACUGUUAUACAUAAAACUUUAAAACAUCAUAUUUACAUAUUUGUUAAGAUGUUACUUGAUUUCAUUCUAGUGUUUUAAUAAAAACUGUAGUAAUGUUUAUUAGUUGCUUUUAUAUGGUAUCUAGCUGUCAUUUCAUUAGAAGAGACAGUAUUUGCACUCUUAUUGUGUGUUUAGUAUUAAUUAGCAGCAUUUUGAUUGACUAGGAAACAUUUUACUUGGUAGUAUUUUUUAUUUCUUAAUUCCUCACAAUACUUAAACAAUCACUGUAUGUAGAUGUAAAAUAAUAUAUUUGUAUAUUAUUAUACGACCGCAAAAAAUUUUUGCGGUCGUAUAUUGGUAUGACGUUGGCAUCGUCAUCGUCAUCAUCUGAAGACACAUUGGUUUUCGCACAAUAACUUUAGUUUAAGUGAAUGGAUCUCUAUGAAAUUUUACCAUAAGGUUCAAUACCACAAAAGCAAAGUGGGGAUUGAUUUUGGGGGUUAUGGUACCAAUAGUUAAGGAAUUAGGGGCCAAAAAUAAGCAUUUUUGUAACUUCCAGACAAUAACUUGUGUGUUAGUGUAUUGAUCUCUCUGACAUUGUACCACAAGGUUCCAUAUCACAAAGGGAAUGCUGGGAUUGAUUUUGGGGGUAAUUGCUUCAAAAUUUUAAGAAUUAGGGGCCAAAAAAGGGGAAAAAAAGAAGCAUUUAUCUAGUUUCAUGACUAUAACUUGUAUGUAAGUGUACGGAUCUUUCUUAAAGGUUACAUAUCACAAAGGGAAAGCUGGAAUUGAGUUUGGGGGUAAUUGCCCGAAACGUUUAGGAAUAAGGGGCCAAAAAUAAGCAUUUUUCUAGUUUCCAGACAAUAACUUGUGUUCAAGUGUAUGGAUCUCUUUGAAAUUGUACUGCAAGGUACCAUACCACAAAGGGAAGGCUGGGAUUGGUUUUGGGGGUAAUUGCCUUAAAAUUUUAGGAAUAAGGGGCCAAAAAGGGGCAAAAAACAAGCAUUUUUCUAGUUUCAGGACAAUAACUUGUGUGUAAGUGUAUGGAUCUUUAUGAAAUUGUACUACAAGGUUCCAUAUCACAAAGGGAAAGCUGGGUUUGAAUUUGGGGCCAAAAAGGGGUAAAAAAACAAGCAUGUUUACAGUUUCCAGACAAUAACUUGUGUUCUAGUGUAUGGAUCUCUCUGAAAUUGUACUGCAAGGUACCAUACCACAAAGGGUAGGCUGGGAUUGAGUUUGGGGUGGUGAAUCAUAAGGGGGUCCAAAAAAUUGGGGGGGGGAUUUCUUUUUCCUUUUUUUCCUUUUUUUUUUUUCUUUAAAAUUUUCCAUUUUUAGUUGGUUAUUUAUGAUUUAUAUAUAAAAGCAAAUAAUAAUGAUAUGGUUUGAUUUCAUCAAAAAUUGAAAUAUUGGGGUUCUUUGAUAUGCUGAAUCUAACCGUGUAUUUAGAUUCUUAGUUUUUGGUCCCGUUUUCAAAUUGGUCUACAUUAAGGUCCAAAGGGUCCAAAAUUAAACUUAGUUUGAUUUUAACAAAAAUUUAAUUCUUGGGGUUCUUUGAUAUGCUGAAUCUAACUGUGUAUGUAUUUAGAUUUGUGAUAUUGGACCAUAAUAGGUAAAUUAAAAAAUUUAAAGUUCUUAGACCACAUUCAUUCUGUGUCAGAAACCUAUGCUGUGUCAAAUAUUUAAUCACAAUCCAAAUUCAGAGCUGUAUCAAGCUUGAAUGUUGUAUCCAUACUUGCCCCAACUGUUCAGGGUUCGACCUCUGCGGUCGUAUCAAGCUGCUCCCAGCGGAGCAUUUUAUUAUAUACUUCUUUUCCAGAAAUGUUUUCUUUGUUUCAAUUAUUGCAAAAAUGGUGACUGGAUGGGUUUCGUAGCAGAAAAAUAUCAAUUUUUAAAUUUGUAUAACAUUUUUGUACCAUUUCCUAAAAUCGUAAUAAUUAAUCAUGUAUCUGUGUACAUUGUUCAACAACUGCAAUAGUGAAUGCAUGUAGAAAUUCCUGAACUUACAAUUGAAGAACUUUCAUUUAAAUGUAUUGAAAUCCAUUUUAUUUAUUUAUUAUUGUAUGUAUCAUUUACACUUGUUUGACACUUUAAAACCAUGUAAAUUGAUUUAAUACAAACUUGCAUGAUAACUAAUUUGGAUGACACAAUGAAUUUCCUGAAUUGUAAUGAUCAUUAUGAUGUUUUACAAAAAUAAUGAAAAUAAAAUUCUAUAAAUUUGGUGAGUCUGAAGAACUUCUCUGGAUUAUCCUUCAUCAGACACCUUAAAAUUAUGAUACUUUACAAGAAAGUGAUGUAUUUUACCAUCCAUGAAAUAUUCUCAGUGUGGCUGUAUAUUAUUACAAAUGGAUCUUAUAAUGACAUUGACUAUGAUGAACAUGCAGUGUGUGUCCAAGAUUGGUGAUUCUUAGAGAAUUUGCUCUAGUUGAAAAAGAAAUUUGUUUCUAUUAUAUCAUUGACCACCUUAUUCAUUUUUUUGUUGAAGAGUUUGUUUGUUUGUUGUUCAGAACAUAAUUUCUAAGUGAAUAACAUGUUAGUUUGUUUAAGAUAAGACAUGAUUCUAAGUGAAUAACAUGUUAGUUUGUUUAAAAUAAGACAUGAUUCUUUACUUGUUUUCUUUAUGCUUAAUAUGUUGAAAUAUGAAUUAGCAUUUGCAUUUUGAUUUGAUAUAGAGAACAAUUUGUAUUAAUUUGAGCAGAUUACUAAUUUCGAUAUAUAAAAUGUGAAUGUUAUUAUAUACAAUUGUAAAAUAAGUCUAAAACACGUUUUUUGCUUGGGGCCUUGGUGACAGAGUGGUCUAAGAAGUUCAUGCUGUCAACUCUGAGGUUUUGAGUUCAAACACUGCUUGUGGCAAGGUGUGUUAAGACUCUAUCUUAAUUAACAAGGAUUGCCAGCUUUCCUGCCGAUAAUCGUUGUUCUCUCAGGUACUCUGGCUUCCUCCAUCAAUAAAACUGGUAAGCAUGAAAUGGCCGUGGUAGCUGAACAAAAAAUGAAAACAACACUUUAUAAAGUUCAUACGUUCUAAGAGCUUUUCUUUAUUUGUCUUCAUCAGGAACCCUCAAAACCGAAUAUUUGGAAGCCAAGGAUGUAUAAGAACUGAAGCAGUUGAAGAGCUUUAGGACCAAAAAGGACCUAAAUAUAAUAGCCAAAGUGGCAUUAAACAACAACAUGCAGAUAUUUUCUUGUUACCAUUAACAUCUUGGGCCUGGAAUUCUUGUUUUGAUUCAUCAAAAUGAUUUUCGAAGCUUCUUAUAACAACAAGUAGAAGGAAAUUAUUUAUUGUUACUUUUAUUUUGGUUAAGACAAUAACUGUGAAUCUUUAUACAUCUACAUGACACCCCAUUUCAACACUAUAAUACUUGUUCCAAAACCUAUAGUAUACUGGAUUAGUGAUAUGCCACUGUCCCUUAGUGAAAUAUAGUUUAACUUUUGUCUGUGUUAAAAAAGAAUAGGAAUACAUGUAUUGUUCAUUUUUUGGCUGUUCUUCCAGGACUUAAGCUGUUUUGUGAAGUGUAUAUAUUUAUGAAGGAGUAAAAGUUCAGACCUGCAUUUGACAAAAGGUUUAAAAAUUUAAGACCAGAUGGAGUACAUUUUCACAAACCGUCAAAAGUUUUCUUUUGUUUACCUUGACAUACUUUUGAAAGAAAAACAUUUAUUGAUUAAAUUUCUUUUGCAAUCUGUACACAUUAUUAUAUAUAUGGCAUAUUUAUGAAUUAUGGUAUUAAACAAAUUGAUUGUUCAUUGUGUUUCAGUCGCCUUAUCUUUAUCAAAUAAUGACUCUUGCUUUGACCAUUUCUCAGUUUGAUUUCAGACAAGGGCGUUUAAUUUAAUUCUGUAUUCUGUAUUUCAAUUUAUUAUGCUAAUUGUAAAAGAAAGUUUAUGACUUUAUGCUCAUAUAAUGUCCACAAGACUGUGCAAUAGGCAUAAUUAUUAUUUUUACUGUUUAUAUUUUAUAUAUAUAUAUGAUAUAAUUUUAUAUUGAUUAAUAUUAAAUUGUUACACUACUGUAAUAAGUAGUAAUUAAAUGAAAUGUUUUCUU
This is a messenger RNA of Mytilus californianus (California mussel), 9144 nucleotides long. RefSeq names its product dihydroxyacetone phosphate acyltransferase-like. Bases 92 to 2173 code for a protein of 693 amino acids. Gene Ontology annotation, cellular component: peroxisomal membrane; mitochondrial membrane. The transcript is spliced from 14 exons. The record is from RefSeq and is a predicted model, not a curated record. Gene Ontology annotation, molecular function: glycerone-phosphate O-acyltransferase activity. Gene Ontology annotation, biological process: ether lipid biosynthetic process. Lineage: Eukaryota; Metazoa; Mollusca; Bivalvia; Mytilida; Mytilidae.